Messenger RNA from Protopterus annectens (West African lungfish), 1134 nucleotides. RefSeq lists its product as uncharacterized. The record is from RefSeq and is a predicted model, not a curated record. The transcript has 8 exons. Gene Ontology annotation, molecular function: protein binding. Bases 1 to 1134 code for a protein of 377 amino acids. NCBI's taxonomy places the organism in Eukaryota, Metazoa, Chordata, Ceratodontiformes, Protopteridae.
AUGGUCAAGGGAAAUACAACUGGCUAUGAGGAAGGUAGCUCUCCUUUGGAUGCUUUGCACCAGGCAGCAGUGAAUUAUGCUACAGCAAUUACUGUAAAGCCCAACGACCCAAAACCUCACUUUCUGCUGGGUCAAGUUUUAGAGGAACAUUACUAUGCAGCUGAGAUAUAUGGACUAAAGAAAAAGCAACAAGAGGAGGCUGCUGAGCUCAGCACUGCUAAAGCAACUGGAAGACAGGAGGAAAUACUUGCUAUAUGUAAACUCCAUGGCAUUCAGGGGAGACCUGCUCUAGAACAACAACUCAAGGCACUAGAUGCAGAAUAUCAUCAACUAAAAGACCAAGGACAAUCAGAAAAAGCUGACUACAUUCAAACGCUCUUCACUUGGAAGUCAAAACAAGCUGGCAAGGACAUGAAAUGUGGAGCAGCAGUCACAGAUGAGGAGAGUUCCUUUGGUCAGGCCUUGAUGAAAUACUUAGAUGCUUUGUCACUGAACUUAGAUAACUGGCAGUACAACUUCCAUGUAGGAAGAAUGCUGUUACUACACAGAAGAAACAAAGAAGCCCUCACAUAUCUUCAGGAAGCACUGGGUCUACGGCCAGCAGCUGCCAUUACAAGGUGCUAUGUAGGCUUAGCCCUGCUGGAACAAGACGGUGGACCAUCUAACAGAAUGGAAGAAGCAAUUGUGUACCUACAGCAAGGAUUAGAACACCUCAUAAAUCAGCUCUUAAAUCAAUCUGAGAAAACUCAGCAAAGUCUAGGUAUGUUAAAUGCAGAAAACCUCUUCUCCCUGACAAAUGCUCAUUUACUUCAAGGCAUUCUGAAAAUGGGGAAUCAGCAGAGUAAACUGUCAUUUAAACCUUCUGUACAGAUCCAGACUGCUCAAAACACACUUCAUAUUGCUGCAAGUCUAGCUGCCAAGGCAUUAUGUUUUUGUCAGUAUCUUGGAGCCAUCACAGAACAACUGGAAUGGGUUUUGCUUGAGGCACACUAUGGUUUGCUAGAGCUCCUCAUGGAAGAGCCCAAGGGAAAAGAACAUUUGAUUCAUAAGAGAUGCCAGGCUUUGUCAGCACUGUUAAGGCUUACUUCUAUUCCGGCCUGCCAGGAACUUUUGGAUAUGCAAGAGAAGAUUUAA